UUUAAUCAUAAAAAUGGAGCAUUACACAUCAUAUUUAGGAUGUGAGAUUUCUAAAGUGCCUUUGUCUGAUAUUGCUCAGAGGAUUAUGUCAGCUUUGCAGUCUAUUCCUGUAGAAGAAGCUCAAACCAGCAGAAAAAAUGACCGGAGUAUAGAGAAGACAAAGAAAAAUAAGCUAGGUGAUAAUGAUGCACAUCUGGAAAAUGAAAAGGCAAGCUCUAAAGCAUACAAAAGUACCACUGCUCAAACAGUCAGGACAGUGCAUGUCAACAAAAUGUUUCAUGGUCGAGAGACCAAAAUAGCAGGCUCUGCGUUGUCACAGUGUGCUUUGAGUGCAUCUGUAAGCUACCAGGAUGUAGGCUUGCCAAAAUGGGUACGUAGGGGAAGAAACUUUUCAGUAGAAGCAAAAAAAGUGAAGGAUGGUGAAAAGAAUGUAGCUACAUCCCUUAAAAGGAAGCAGGAUGCACGUACAUAUUGCGCAGAGAAAUCAAGAAAAUUACUUGUAAAGAGCUCCUUGCCUUCAUAUGAAGGAAGAUAUAACUGGACUUCUGGAAAAGCAGAAUCAUCUGAAAAUUGUCCUUGUGAUAUCAGGAGUUUGGGAUAUGAAGAAAAAAGAGAAUUGCUUGCAACUAUAAAACAGGCAGGGGCAUUCAUAACUACUAUGGUAUUUCAAGAUGGUUCUUCACAGCUCAACUCAGAGCAGGCCUUAACUUCAUCAGUAAAAGGAAUUGUUGUCUUAGUGAAGAGUCAGACAAAGUGCCUUUGCUCUCCCAGUAAUUCUUCACCUGCUUGUACUUGGGAUGCUUCUAAUCAAAAUGAUAAAUUAAUUUAUUUAAAAACUGAAUGGUCAUCUCUUUGGAAGCAAGAAGAGACUCAUAAGAUAUAUGUUGGGCAAAUAUUAUUUCAAAUGCUACAUUGCAAUGUUCCAGUUAUUUGCUUCAAUGCAAAAGAUUUUCUGAGGACACUGCUUGCAGUUUAUGGUAGUGAAAUUAGCUGGAAACAAGUUGCUGACAGUGUCGUGUUAGAUCCAAGAAUUGCAGCAUGGCUGAUAAACCCCAGUGACACAGUUCCCUCUUUUGAAUGUUUAAUCCAGAAGUAUUUUGAAAAGUCUUUUUCCAUGAGAAAAGUAAGUACAAAUAUAGGUUCUCUGAGAAAUGCACUGGAAGUCUUGAUUCUUUUCUUUCAGUAUCAAAACAUAGGUUUACAUUUGGAGAAACUUUACAACGUAAUGAUGGAUCUUGCUCAUGGCUUACAG
Molecule: messenger RNA, 1252 nt
Organism: Tinamus guttatus (white-throated tinamou)
Lineage: Eukaryota; Metazoa; Chordata; Aves; Tinamiformes; Tinamidae
Source: RefSeq, a predicted model, not a curated record